Messenger RNA from Encephalitozoon romaleae SJ-2008, 1158 nucleotides. Its product is annotated as putative aminoacid transporter. Gene Ontology annotation, biological process: amino acid transmembrane transport. The record is from RefSeq and is a predicted model, not a curated record. Bases 1 to 1158 code for a protein of 385 amino acids. Lineage: Eukaryota; Fungi; Microsporidia; Unikaryonidae. Gene Ontology annotation, molecular function: amino acid transmembrane transporter activity. The transcript has a single exon.
AUGAAAAAAAACGAAUUAGGAAGGGAGUGCAGGUCUAUCUUUAUAAAUCUGAUAAAGACUACAAUUGGAUCUGGGAUCCUCAGAUACCCAUUUCUUUUCAAGAUGUAUGGGGUUUGGUACACAACGGCCCUGACACUUAUCUCUGCAUUGGCAUCACUCUUAGGACUGUGGCUGUACAUAGACUUGAAUGAUUUCUAUGGGUUGGACAACUCGAUGUCAACUAUAGCUAGAUACAUUUAUCCUUCUUUACAGCCUGUUGUGAAUGUAACUGUGUCCGUUAAAUGCUUCUUAGUAUGCACGGCAUAUCUUGUUCUGCUCAAGAACAAUCUUCCUGGAACGAUCAAAAGCAUUUUUGGGUUGGAGGACACCCACCAGGCCUUGUGCAUGGCUGGUGUAGUCUUGUGUGUAUUUCCAUUUGUGUCUAUGCACAAGAUCGACAAGUUAAGGUACACAUCAUCGUUUGGAUUUGGGGCAGCGAUAGCCCUUGUGUUACUAUCUAUAUACAGAUAUGUAGUUUGCAAGGAAGUGCCCACCUAUGGCGAGGGAAGGGUUGGGAACUACUUAGGAGAAUUGGGAAGCUUUGUAUUUGGAUUUACUUGCCAUCAGAAUAUAUUCUCUGUCCAGAACGAGAUGAAGGUGAGUGAUAAGGCAGCACUGAAAAUAACUGUACUUCUUGUGCUGCUGAUGGCAUCCCUUAUAUACAUAACUUUUGGACUCACCAAUUACCUUGUACUAGGAGAUGGGAUGAGCGAGAACUUCUUUGAAAACAUACCUGAAGGAAUGAAGAACAUAAUCGCCAUGUUUUAUUUCCUUGUUGUGAUGAUGUCUAUUCCGUUACAAACACAUCCAUGCAGAACGUACUUUCUUGAUCUGUUUGACACAAGGUAUUCUGCAGACGGGAAAUACUGGCACCUCAGAUUUGUGACAAGCUUAUUUAUAAUUCUGUUAUCGUUUAUGAUUGCCAUGAAUGUAUCGAAAAUGGAGAGACUUUGUGAAAUCAUAGGAGGGUCCUUCUCUACACUCAUGUGCUUUGUGUUUGCAUCCCUGUACUACUUCAUUGCAUUUUGGAACAGAGGAUUCGAAAUGAAAAAGAUCACUGCACUCUUUGUGCUACUAUAUGGGGUUGCCGCGUUUGUAUCUCUGUUUCUUGCAUCGUGA